Myxocyprinus asiaticus (Chinese sucker) is the source of this 4775-nucleotide messenger RNA. RefSeq names its product nuclear inhibitor of protein phosphatase 1-like. The record is from RefSeq and is a predicted model, not a curated record. The transcript has 7 exons. Bases 7 to 1065 code for a protein of 352 amino acids. Gene Ontology annotation, molecular function: mRNA binding; protein serine/threonine phosphatase inhibitor activity; protein binding. Lineage: Eukaryota; Metazoa; Chordata; Actinopteri; Cypriniformes; Catostomidae. Gene Ontology annotation, cellular component: nuclear speck.
UGCAAAAUGGCGGCGAGCACAAGCACAGACAUAGCAGGCUUUGACUGUCCGUCAUGGGCAGGGAAGCCUCCACCUGGACUCCAUCUGGAUGUGGUUAAAGGAGAUAAAUUAAUAGAGAAGCUGAUCAUCGAUGAGAAGAAGUUCUAUCUGUUUGGGAGGAACCCUGAUCACUGUGACUUCACAAUAGACCAUCAGUCCUGCUCGCGAGUUCAUGCGGCGCUGGUUUACCACAGACACCUCAAGAGAGUCUUUCUCAUCGACCUGAACAGCACCCAUGGCACAUUUCUGGGCAGAAUUCGCCUUGAGCCUCACAAACCUCAGCAGGUUCCGAUUGACUCGACCAUGUCGUUUGGAGCGUCGACGCGAGUGUACACGCUGAGAGAGAAACCACAGACACAGAGCAGCUCUGCUGCAGGAGACAGUAAAGGAGUGGAGGAUGAGGAGCUCAAGGGAUUACUGGGACUGCCAGAGGAAGAAACCGAGCUUGAGAACCUGACAGAGUUCAACACGGCUCAUAACAAGCGCAUCUCCACGCUGACCAUCGAGGAGGGAAACCUGGAGAUCCAGAGACCCAAGAGGAAGAGGAGGAGCUCACGUGUGUCCUUCAGUGAAGAGGAGGAAAUCAUCAACCCUGAGGACGUCGACCCCUCUGUAGGGCGCUUCAGAAACAUGGUGCAGACAGCUGUGGUCCCCAUUAAGAAGAAGAAACUGGAGGCCCACGGUACACUGGGACUGGACGACAGCAUAGCGCGCCGGUUACAGAACUUCCCUCUCAGCGCUGGGCUCUAUGGAGACCUGCCGCCCACCAGUCAUGAGGCAGGUGGACAAGGGGGUGGAGCUCAGGGGGGCGGGUCUUCUGCAAUGCUGGCCGGGAUGCCUCUGCCCUUCCCCAACCCCGCCCCAGAGGUCAAUCUCUCGCCCACCACAGUGCAGCCCCCUGCCAUGCUCAACCCCACCCCUGCUCCUGGACCCUACUCGGCCGAACCCCUCAACGAGCCACGCAAGAAAAAAUACGCCAAGGAGGCGUGGCCUGGCAAGAAGCCCACCCCCUCCCUGCUGAUCUAACAUGUUUUACUAUAAAACAGGAUAGCCAGAUCCUACAGACAACAGAUUUAAAGAUGACCAUUACGGAUAUCAGCCUUGGAGUUUGGAGUACUUUUAUUAGAGGAUAUUGUUUCCAUGCGUCAUUUUGGACAAAUUAGAUACUUCAACGUUACCCGUUACAGGUCGAGGCAUUACUGUAGGGAUUAUUCGUUUCGAAAAUGUGAGGCAUCUACAGAAACUGCUGGUGUAUCAGGAAGUUGGUGAAUUUCACAAAGAAAUGUCUAGGUCAUAUUUAACCCCAAGUCAGAAGAAAUGAUAUUUUGCAUAAAGAAAAUAAAGCUUAUUAACUGUAACAGUUAAGCACAUAUACCUCUCAAUUCUCAUUGACACCGGCAUACUUUGGAGUUUUCAAAUGAAAAUGGAUUAGUGUGGAGUUGGCCUAAAGUGUAUAAAUACUUUCCAAAGAAAAUAUCAAAAAAUGUCCACAUUACAGCAAUAAGAAUGGGAUUGUUUUUUUAACUUAAAGGCAGUACAAAAUAUUACCUUGAUUUAUAAAUUAUUUACAAUUUAAAUAAUUGUUAAAUCAGUUUAAUUAGAAUUUGUGAGGACAUGUGCUUAAUUGUCACAAUGCAAAACUCUAAAUGGUCCUAAAAAUAGGCUUCAUUUUCUUUAUGCAACAUCGGUAACAUUAAGGUUCAAUUUAUUACAUCAGUUAACUACAUUUGUUAACAUGAAUAAUAAUGAACAAUACUUUUACAGCAUUUGUUAAACUUGGUUAAUGUAAAUUUCAACAUUUCCUCAUACAUUUGUUUUAAAUUAGAAGUUGCAUUUGUUAACAUCAUUAGUUAAUGCACUAUGAACUAACAUGUACUGACAAAGAACAGUUGUGUUUUUAUCAAUUAACAUUAAGAAAGAUGAAUGCUGUCUAAAAAUAGUUUAUUGCUAAAUAAUGAUACCUAAUACAUUAAUAUUAACAAAUGGAACCUUAUUAUAAAGUGUUGCCCUUAUUUCUUCUGAUUUUGGGCUGAAAUAUAACGUGGACAUGUUGAUCAGGUUUCGUUAGAUUCAUCCAGAUAGGAUGUAGUGAUGCUUAAAUGAGUAGCACCUCAUCGUAGUUGGUUGUUUCAGGUUUUCCUGACGGGAACACACUUCAGAAAGCUCGCACCACAUGCAGUAGAUAUCAGUAGGUGAUUGAGUAAAUGUCUUCUCACUCACGGUAAGAUACAAUCUGUAGUUGUUGUCAGCCACACUAAUGGGAACCAGCAGCCGUUGCAUUCUAACAAUAACACGUAUUUAAUACUUUUUAUGUUUUCAAAAACCAAGAGCUUAUUUCCUCUGGCAAAAUUGUCACUGUACGUUUAAGAUGUUUUUGUAUUACAUAUUUGAAGUACAAACCAAACCAUUGAACUCAACCAAAUGUUACAUUACUAAACCGUAAUGCUGUAGGUUCAAAUGCGUUAUCAUGAGACUAUUUGUAUUACACAUAGGACAUUUUUAAUGACAUUUUUCAAAACACUGUGGUUGUAUAUUGGUUUAUAGAGAGAAAUUGAAACUGAACUUCUUACACCUGAUUGUUCAAAGACAGAAAUGAGAACAGAGUGAUUUAUGUCAUCUGAAAGCAGGGAAUUGCCUUGUAAUGUGAACCGUUUGUUAGCGUUUUUAUAUAUAUUUUUUAUAUCUGAAUGGAUCUUGCUACCCAUUGUUGUGAGUGAUGGCACACAUGAAAAGACUUGAUGUGGAAAGAUGAAAGGAAUUCUUGUCAUUGUUGGAUUAUUUGUCUAAUAAACAGUAUUCCUUACCCGAAACUGAAUAUGGAUGUCAAUGGUGAAGUGCGGUGAUAACCAGAUUUGUCAUUUUCUGAAGAUAUGAGUGGUGUUUGAAUGUGCAAAACACACUACCAAGAUGCUGGGUGGUUGCUAGCACUGUCAGAAAUGAACUUUGCUAUUAGGAGGCAAUAUUUGUCGCCUUGAUUUGGUAUGGUAAUGUGGCAAAAUUUGGCCGCAUCCACACUUUAUUUGAAAACGCAUUGAUUUUGCCAAGUUUCAUCUACUCUGGAAGUAGAAAGACUUUCGCUCUCUGGAAAGCGAUGAUGUUAGAACACUGAAAACAGAUUUCAAACGGAUAAGUGUAGGCAUGAUCUGAUCUCCAUAUAUGCAAAUACUUUUGAUAAUUGCACCAUAUAUGCCAUACUAUCAAGAUAUUUUGUGUACCAUUUAUGUAAAAUAACCAUGUCAGCAUGCUGUACCAAGUUUGUUUAUAUAAUCAUUUUUGCAAUUUCAUUACCUCUUAAAUAUUACACUGGAAAAAAAUGUUUUCAUGGAAAAAUAUAAAUAUAAAGAUAUAAGAAAAGAUUAAGUACUUUUUACAUAUAAGUUAAAGCGUGAAAUUGAAAAUAUUAAGUAAAUUAAUGCUCUAGCUUACAAGUAAAUAUUAUUUAUGAUUGUUAUCUUUACAUGUCAUAAGUAGAAAAUCUUGUCAUAUUUAUUUGCUAAUUUGAGUAAAUUUCACAGGUAAAUAAAAUGAGUAAAUUUUACUUAACUUUUUGAAGCUGGUGUUCUCAACAUGCACUGGGCUUGCAUAAUUAUUCAGCUUGCACUGUUUCACUGUUUGCGAGUUUAUUUACACCACUUAUAUUGUUGAUUUUGUUGUUACAUUUGGUAACCAUGUUUCGAGAGGUCUGAAGUUACCAUUUGAUUGUUACCGUUAUUGUGUUUUGUGCAUCAAGUGUUCGGGUCUGCGUGGAUUGAGUAUCGAUCACCAUUAAAGCUAGGAGAUAUUGUCUAAUAGACUUCGUAGCAUGCAUUAAGCUUCCCUGUGGAAGGUUUCUGUGUGUCAUGUGGUACAUAACUAUGUAUGUUAAAAAAGCAUUGAAAUACUAGUACACUUUCAAAAGUAUGUCUUAAUUCAGUGCAGCAUUGUCUGAGUAAACUGACUUGAAACAGAGUAUUGGAAAAUAAACUUUAAUGAGUAUUUCUUAUUAAAGCCACCAAGAAUUGUGUAGCGUUUACUUGGACAUGUGGUCUGUACUGAUUCUAGAGAUGGGGGGCAAAACAUGUUUUAAAUCUUAGUUUUUAUUUUUUAAUACUAAAUUAAUUUGAAAUGGAUAUAUUUGUAGACAAAGGUCUCGGCUAACAAACUGUGUAAGGGAGCAGGUUUUUUAUAAAAACACUUUUUUUUCUUCCUGAAAAUGGACAUUUAUUCACCUCAUAACUUAUAUCUUACUGUCAUUUGACACACUAAAAAGCAUGCUAUUUUAAUUUGAUCCAUCCAACAAGAGUGUGAAGUCUUUAAUUAUCUUAUAAUGGUGUUCAGUAAAAGAGUUAAAGGGAUAGUUCACCCAAAAAUAAAAAUUCAUCAUUUACUCACCCUCAUGCCAUCCCAGAUGUGUAUGACUUUCUUUCUUCUGCAGAACACAAAUGAAGAUUUUUAGAAGAAUAUUUCAGCUCUGUAGGUUCAUACAAUACAAGUGAAUGUUGAUCAGACCUUUGUAGCUCCAAAAAUCACAUGAAGGAAACAGAGAAGAAAUCCACAUGACUCCAGUGGUGAAAUCAAUGUCUUCAGAAGCGAUCAAAUCGGUUUUGGGUGAGAACAGAACAAGUGAUAAAAUACAUUUUAUAUAUAUAUAUAUAUUAUUUUUUAUUUUUUUUCACACUAUUCAGAAAAUUCUGAUGGAGUUGACAAAACUGAAUAUUUUUCUAAUUUCUAACAGAAAUUAUCAUAGUGGGAAUGAC